This is a messenger RNA of Diutina rugosa, 2244 nucleotides long. It is a transcript of the gene SET2, whose product is annotated as histone methyltransferase. Gene Ontology annotation, cellular component: chromatin; nucleus; chromosome. Gene Ontology annotation, molecular function: protein binding; histone H3K36 methyltransferase activity. The record is from RefSeq and is a predicted model, not a curated record. Gene Ontology annotation, biological process: regulation of DNA-templated transcription. Lineage: Eukaryota; Fungi; Ascomycota; Pichiomycetes; Serinales; Debaryomycetaceae. The transcript has a single exon. Bases 1 to 2244 code for a protein of 747 amino acids.
AUGGUGGUGUCGUGGCUAGAUCGUCCGGACAAGACGGAGGAGGCUAAGUCGACCUUCGAGGAGAUCCCCGACUGCGUGUAUGCCUCCAAGCUGUUGGGCUCCCUGGGCCAACUGGAAUUCAUGGCAUGUGAUUGUGGGGAACACUGGCUGGCCAAACUCAAUAAGAACAUGGCCUGUGGCGAACUGCUGGAUUGUAUCAACCGCGUGACCCUGGUGGAGUGUGUCAACGGGAAACUGGGCUGCGGUGACAACUGCCGCAAUCAGCGUUUCCAAAACCAUCAGUACGCCCCCAUUCAGGUGUUCGAUACCGACAACAAAGGUUACGGGGUUCGAGCCAAAGAAAGCUUGAAAAAGGGCACGUUUAUUUAUGAGUACAUUGGCGAAGUUAUCGGAGAAGAAGACUUCAGAAAACGGAUGGUCGAGUAUGACCAAGCCAACAUGAAGCAUUUCUAUUUCAUGAUGUUGACGCUGACGGCGUUCAUCGACGCCACUCGGAAGGGGGCACUUUCUCGGUUCUGCAACCACAGUUGUAACCCUAAUGCGUACGUGGAUAAGUGGGUGGUGGGGCGUAAGUUGAGAAUGGGGAUUUUUGCCAAGCGUGAUAUCGAAAAGGGUGAAGAAAUCACUUUCGACUACAACGUCGACCGCUACGGUGCUCAAAGUCAGCCCUGUUAUUGUGGCGAAGCUAACUGCAUUGGGUUCAUGGGGGGUAAAACUCAAACCGAUGCGGCGUUGCUCUUACCUGAUGGCAUCGCCGAGGCGCUCGGGGUCACUUCCAAACAAGAACGCCAGUGGUUGCGUGAAAACAAGCACUUGCGUAAAGAACAACAAUGGGACGACGAUACUGUCAAUCGUCAUUUCAUCGAACAAGUCGAGGUCAAACCUUUGGAAAACGACUUCGAAGUGCUGAAAGUCAUGUCGGCACUCAUGAAAACUACUGAAGAGCCAUUAGCUCGUAAGUUGAUUCAGAGGAUCUAUAUCACCGAAGAUUCCGAUUUGCAAAUGGCGGUGAUGAGAUUUCACGGGUACAAAACAUUCCUGAGUAUCUUGAAACAGUUUGCCGAUGACCAAAACUUGGUCCACAUGGUCCUCUCCAUUUUAUUAAAGUGGCCUCGCGUCACCAAAAAUAAGAUUUCAUCGUCUCAGAUCGAAGAUGUGGUGCUGAAGUUUGCCGAUACUACUUCAGACGCUGACAUUCAGACGACUGCUAAGGAGUUGUUGACCGAGUGGAGUAAGCUUCAAAUGGCUUACCGCAUUCCCAAGUCCAAGGCAGGCUCGCUGGUAAGCUUUUUUGAUCGCAAUACUCGACUGCCGCUGGAAGACGUGGCUGAGAAUCUGCUGGCAAGGGAAGCUCUGGACCCCCCUGCUAAUGCUAAUGAACCUGAAGUGGCGCUCCCCGAAAACUGGGCUGUUGCGAUCGAUCCCAAUUCAGAUAAGCGGUAUUACUACAAUCGUAUCACGAAGGAAACCCGGUGGGAUCCUCCCGAAGCCGCGCCGGCAGUACCAUUGGGGCCGAAACGUUUACAAAAGAAGGAAGAACAUGGGCGUCGAGAACGGGAGCAACGCCCGAAAGAGCGUGAACGUGGUCGGGAGAUGAGGGACGAAGAGCGUCGUUUGCAACAAGAACGUGAGCUCAGACAAAAUCAAUUGCAACAGCGAGAGCAAGAGAUUCGAGCCAUGAUCGAAAAGGCUCAAGAGGAAGCUCAACGUAAACAGGAAGAGGAGGAACAACGCAAACGAGAGAAAAGAGAGAAACUCAAGGCGAAGCUUGGUCAUCACAAGCUGGAUCUGCUGCUACUGACUAAAGUAGAUAAGUCAUCCAAACCGAAAAAGAGCAGUUCUGACAAGCUGAUUUCGAAGCUGAAAAAGCCUGAUCAAAAACCGAGCCUGGUUAAAAGCAAACCCUCCAGCAGCAAGACGCCGGUGCAAAAGUGGUGUUUAUUACUUGCCAAAUACGUCCCUAACAUGAUCCGAAAAUUCGAAGGAGAGAUCGGAUAUGACAACAUAAAGGGUUGUAGCAGAGACCUCGUGCACAUUCUUGCUGAGAAAGAAAUGAAGAAAAAUGAGAGUGGAGAAAUUCCGAAUGAGCUUGAUGACAAGCGACUCAAAAAGAUCAAGGUCUUUGCCCGUGAGUAUAUGGAUCACUUCCUACAAAAGUAUCGCAAAAAGCACGCUAAUAAGCGUAGCAGUAACGGCGAUGCUGACACCGCUGAACCCGCAACCAAGCGGGUGCGGACCGAAUGA